AUGGUGCAGACAAACAAGCCACAGUGUAACAAAGCCAGACUCAAGAGUUUGCAUCCUCUGCCUUUGACCUUCACUCCCAUUUACCCACAGCGCCAGCUUCCCCUCCCCUACUGUUUGGUGUGGGACUCCAAGGCCACACCUUUUCCUAUCAGGGAAUUUCAGGAACUGGAGAUGACUGAGACCCUGCAGCCAUCUCCUCCUACCUCAGCCUGGACCUUCCUCUUUUGCCUCCGGAAGGGGUGUACCUGUUUCUCUCGACGCCUCCUCCCACUGCGCCUGAAGUCCCAGGUCCCAGUGGAGCCUCAGAGCCACUGUGCCCACCAAGAUCCUGGGUGGAUAUGA
Messenger RNA from Rangifer tarandus platyrhynchus (Svalbard reindeer), 342 nucleotides. NCBI's taxonomy places the organism in Eukaryota, Metazoa, Chordata, Mammalia, Artiodactyla, Cervidae. The record is from the annotation of a GenBank genome assembly.